AUGAACAUAGGUAAUGGAAAACCCAAUGAGACGGUUCUUAUCCAUGGUGCAAGCGGUGGGGUUGGUAUAGCCGCCAUUCAGUUAGCAAAAUCAAUGGGUUUAAAAGUGAUUGGUACCGCUUCAACGGAGCAAGGAAUGAAAAUUGUCAAAGAACAAGGCGCCGAUUAUGUAUUCAAUCAUAAACAGGAAGGUUAUUUAAAAGAUAUUGCAGCAUCAACUCCAAAUGGAGAUGGCGUCGAAUUGAUAUUAGAAAUGUUGGCUAAUGUCAAUUUGAACAAUGACUUACAAUUAUUAAAGUCGAAAAUUGGUAGAGUCGUGGUAAUUGGCAACCGUGGUACUAUUGAUAUCAAUCCUCGCCUGUUAAUGGCUAAAGAAACAUCAAUAUGCGGUGUGACAUUAUUCUAUCCUUUGAAGGAUGAGUAUCAAGUGACAAAUGCUUAUUUACAACAUGGUCUUCAGCAUGGUUAUUUAAAACCGGUUUUGGGCAAAUCAUAUUCUCUAGAAGAAGCGGCACAAGCUCAGGAAGAUGUUAUUAAUAACCAAGGCAGUAUAGGACGAUUAACAUUAAAAAUUGUUUAA
This is a messenger RNA of Didymodactylos carnosus, 579 nucleotides long. NCBI's taxonomy places the organism in Eukaryota, Metazoa, Rotifera, Eurotatoria, Philodinida, Philodinidae. The record is from the annotation of a GenBank genome assembly.